Prorocentrum cordatum is the source of this 921-nucleotide messenger RNA. Lineage: Eukaryota; Dinophyceae; Prorocentrales; Prorocentraceae. The record is from the annotation of a GenBank genome assembly.
CUCUGAGGCCCCCCUCGUCGUCCCCCUCUGCGGCUCCACGUCGUCAGCGCACCGCGUCGGUGGCGUGCGUAACCCAUCGCGUCAGGUCAGCCUCGUCGUCGUCUUGGCAGGGGGCGCCAGGUGGCCAUGACGCUGGCGAACCUCGCGAGCGUGUACUUCAAGCUAGGCGACCAUGUCAGGCAGAGGUCGCUCCUGGAGAGGGCACUGGCCGUCGAGGAGAGGUGCUACGGUGACGCCCACCCGGAGGUCGCGAUGACACUCGCGAACCUCGGGGUCGCGUGCGGCGAGCUGGGGGACCACUGCCGGGAGAGGGAGCUGCUGGAGAGGGCCCUGGAGAUCCAGGAGCGUGCCUACGGCCCUGAUCACCACGCCGUGGGCACCACGCUCGCCAACCUGGGCAACGCCCACGGCCGGCUCGGAGACCCUGGCCGGCAGAGGGAGCUCCUGGAGCGCGCGCUGGGCAUCCUGCAGGCGUUCCACGGCCCGGAACACCCGGGCGUGGCCACGAUCCUGACGAACCUCGGCAUCGCCCACGGCCAGCUGGGCGACGCCCCCCGGCGCGAGGAACUGCUGCAGAGGGCGCUCCGGAUCCAGGCGGGCAGUCACGGCUACGACCGCCACGCCGUCGAGACGACCAAGUUCAACCUGGCCCACUCGAUGUUCGCCCAGGGCAAGAAGGACGGAGCCGUCGCGCUGAUGCAGGGCGUGUGCAACGACUCGCACAGCGCCCUGGGCCAGGAGCACCCGCUCACCCACAGCGCGCGCCUGGCGCUGUCCCGCUUCUUCGGCGGCUCCGCAGCCAGGCGCGACUCGGGUGCAUCGGGCAGCCUGCGGUGACGCCCGCGGCCUCCCGUGAGGCCGCCGGCGCGCCCGCCGACGGCCCCACGGCGCGGCAGCGUGCGCGCGCAGGGCGCGCGCGGG